ACGGUUGCUAAGAUUUUAGUGGAGAAAUAUUUUGUGCAUUAUGGACUUCCCACACGUAUUCACUCCGAUCAAGGGAGGGACUUUGAGUCUCGACUAAUCAAAGAACUGUUGACGUUAUUGGGCAUUAAAAAAUCUCGGACAACCCCAUACCACCCACAAGGUGAUCCGCAGCCAGAGAGAUUUAAUAGGACUUUGCUAUCCAUGCUGGGAACGUUGAAUCAAGAAAAGAAAAGACAAUGGAGCCAGUAUGUUGUUCACUUAGUGCACGCUUAUAACAGCACCAAAUGUGAUGCAACUGGAUUUUCUCCAUAUUUUCUCAUGUUUGGGCGAGAAGCAAAACUCCCAGUGGAUGUGUGCUUUGGGACACCCCUGGAUGAAGAGGGAGACCGUCGGCAUUCCUCUUAUGUUGCAAAGUUAAAAGAUAACCUGCAAAGAGCUUAUGAGAUGGCAACUGAAGCAGCCAACAAACUGCAUCUGCGUAACAAAAAAGCAUAUGACAGAAGAGUUGGGUUUCAUCAUUUGGAACCUGGUGACAAAGUUUUGAUGAAAAAUCUUGGAUUAAAAGGGAAACACAAGCUUGAGAACCGCUGGUGUGAUAUUCCCUAUGUGGUUGUGGAGAAGAUGCCAAACCUGCCUGUGUAUAAAGUGAAACCACAGAAUGGAAAAGGGAAGUUCAAAACUAUGCACAGAGACAACCUCUUGCCCAUAGGAGACUAUGUGCGUAUGCCCAUGGUGGAUAAUCUUCCAGAAGUUCACCCAAACUUACCAACAAGAGCACAAAGACGAACUACAUAUAAGAGACACAACAACGAUCAUUCAGUACAGGUGGCACCCGAGGAAUCAACUGAGUCAUCUGACUUUGAGUGGGAGUUACCACACCGACCAUACCGGACUUAUCUGGAGGGAAUACUCCAGGAACACAACAAUAGACGUGCACCACAAGAGCCUACUGUUCACGAGUCAGAGUCAGAGUCAGAGUUGGAGUCAGAACCUGAACCUGUCUCUAGUGAAGAUGACCGGCCAUGUCCAAGUAGUUCUAACAGCAGAAUGAGUCAUGCACAUUCAAGACCAAAACGCACCAUUAAACCAGUAGUGAGACUUACUUAUGAUGAACCUGGCAAAGCUAGUGAUCAACCCCUCACUAUCGUUCAUAGGGGUGUUGUCAUAAAAAUACAGAGCUAAAAAGUGGUUAAAACUGCCCUUCCCAUUGUUGAGUUAUCCAAAUGUUCAUAAAGUCUGUUGGGGACACCAGACAUUUAGAGGGGGGAAGGUGUAACCCAGUCCAAAAUAAGAGUAUUUUGUAUUGAGUUAAGUUCAUGGAAGGAAUAAUAAUUUAGAAUGUGUUAAGCAUGUUUGCUUAAAUAUGUUAAAAUUGUUAUAAAUAUGUGUUAGCAAAAAGAAAUGUAUUUAAAACCGUUUUAUAGGAAAGUAAUCUUCACCAUAUUUUAUUUUGAAGGGCUUAUGUUUGUAAGAGGAAGUGGGGUAGAACAAAGCAAUUUCAUUGGUCCAUGGUUGGCUGAGGGUCAGCAGGAAAAGAAAACAGAGGGAAAAACAAGAGAAGAGAGAUAGAAAACCGCGCUGGAAAAUGUGGCAGAGUUAAUGAGAAACGAGUGUUUUUGUAGCUAUUUAGGUUCUCAACUCGACAGUCUAUUUAUAAAUAUCAACUCUACACUUUUGUUUGUAGCUACUGUGAUCAUUCCAAACCGGAAUUCGCUGUACAGUAGGUGCAAGUAAUAUGUAAUGCUCGCUAGCGCAUUAGCCUAAUAGCAUUCAUUAGCACAAUGAAUGGACACUGAGUACUGUGAGCUAACUCGGCUAACAGAAGACUAAUGUUUCCGUCAUGGGAGCGUUACAGAACUGAGCCUAGUGCAAAGAGAUGAGCUUACAUUGAGUCUGUGACUGUGCUGGAGGACUGUGUCUGCGCUGGAUUUUCUUCCUGUUUUCCUGAAUCCUGUGAAGGAGCUGAAGACAUCUUGCCAACCGGACUAAGGACAAGUUUAAUUUCAAGAAGGUUCAAGGUUUUCUCUGGAGUAAGGUACCAAAUUCCACGCUUCAUCAUCACAUCAGGCCUGCAACGGGUUUAUUUUUUUGGGACUAUAUUUCAGUUAAUUAUUGCCGGCUUAGGUGAACAUUUAAGUGUGGGCCCACAUUGAAAACAGGUUUGAAACCAAAAGUGUUUUUUUGUGAACUUAUUAUUGUGUUCAAUAUAUGUUCAAAAUCUCAUACAGGUGUGUGUUUGAUUUAUUGUAGAAUAGUAUUUGAAGUUUAUUAUUUUUGGUCAAAGCUAUAUUAUUGAGUGACGAGAAUAGAAAAGUACUGGAGUAUUAUUAUCCUAAAGUGAAACUUAAACAAAGGUUUAAACACGAGAGUGUUAUUAUUUAUAAGUUAAUGGGUUUAAUGAACUCAGGGGCCCUUACCCACUUCAUUGCGGUAUAAUUGGGC
Gambusia affinis (western mosquitofish) is the source of this 2442-nucleotide messenger RNA. RefSeq lists its product as uncharacterized. The record is from RefSeq and is a predicted model, not a curated record. Gene Ontology annotation, molecular function: nucleic acid binding. Lineage: Eukaryota; Metazoa; Chordata; Actinopteri; Cyprinodontiformes; Poeciliidae. Bases 202 to 1182 code for a protein of 326 amino acids. The transcript has 2 exons.